This is a messenger RNA of Blastocystis hominis, 1707 nucleotides long. RefSeq lists its product as hypothetical. The transcript has 2 exons. The record is from RefSeq and is a predicted model, not a curated record. Bases 1 to 1644 code for a protein of 547 amino acids. Lineage: Eukaryota; Bigyra; Opalinata; Blastocystidae.
AUGGAGACUUUACUCGGAGGAAAGGUAGAAACUUACACUAAAAAGAGCGAUCUGCGAUCGUCUCUCUGCUAUUAUAUCUCGAUUAUCUUGGUCCUUUUGGCCUUCAUCUUCUCGUGCAUCAGUCUUGGAUUCUGCAGCGCUGAGCAGAUCCAGAACAAGAUGUACUCCUACGAAUUCCCGUUCUUUGAGGAUUGGGCUAAAUUCCAGCCUGGAAUGCCCGUGAGCAUUGAUUGGAAGGGAAAUGCCUGGCCUGGUGCCGGAACCACCAUCUACCGCAACGUUGCGGAAGAGCCCAUCACCUACAGCAUGAACAACGUGAAGCUGCGACAGCUGAACCACUUCAUGACGUUGGCUGUGUUCGAUGGAGGUGUGGCUGCCUUCCGUGGCACCUUCGAAAACUUCGAGGUGCAGAUGGGAAAGAGGGACCUGCCCACUGUGGACGGUCAGAUCCGCCGUGUGAGUGAAGUGAUUGCGUUGAACCGCGACACGUUCGUCAUCGUCGGUUCGAACGAGCUGCUGCCUCUGACCGUGCUGGUGACUCGUCCUGAUUCGGGCCCUCUGACGGUGAGCUUCCAGUUCGGUAUUCCCACUCCGAUGGGCGAUGUGGACAACGACAAGUUCCCGCAUCUCGAUGCUCUGACCAACACCACGAUGGCGAUGAUCUACGAGCGCAACCAUGGUCUGUACACGCGCAAGGCGGAGAUAAAGGGCACGGGAAACAACGCGCAGAUCUCUCUGGGAAAGGAGACGCGUGUGGGAAACAGCUACGAGUUCCACAAGGUGGCUGGAAUGGACGCGAACCAUUUCAUUAUUGCGGCGACGGGUCGUCUGUUCAACUCGUCGUUCUACUACCCUGCCGUGACGGCGGUGCUGUGCACGAUCAAUAACGAUAAGAUCGAGGUCGGUGAGUGGAAGUACUUGGCCUGGGCGAUGUCGCACAACUACAUGGACAUGGACAACUUCGACAACCAGAAUGCGAUCAUGGUGUUCUCGGACGCGCUCGAGCACUCCAUCAUUGCGGUGAUGGUCCACUUCAACCGCGAGGACAACGAUAUCUCCUUCGGAUCGUCGCGCACCAUCCAGAACGGCGGCUCGGUCUUCUACCCCGAGAAGAUCGACAUGCGCAUUCUCUCUCCCUCGACGUUCGCCGUGUUCUACGAGGACCAGGUCAUUCACCGCCUCUGCCUGGUGCUGUGCUCGGUGUCCUCCUCGCGCGAUAUCUCGGUGGCGUCGCCCACGUACGUGGUCAGCCUCACCUCGGGAGCCUUCUCGUACGAUCUCUGCGAGAGCGGAAUGGGCGACUUCGUGAUCCUGGAGAACCGCGUCACGGACCAGAACCGCGUGUUCAUGCACUAUGGAGUGGUGCUGCCUCGCCCCUUCGGUAUUGCGCAGAAGUCCAAGAACGGCAAGCUCAUGAUCCAGUUCGCCGGUAUGUUCAAGGUGCCCACCAAGCAGCGAUUCACUCCUGGCCGAGCCAUCUACACGAACUCCAAGGGAGAGCUGCUGGAGGGAAGACCCUUCGGAAUGGCCAACAGAGAGUCCGGUCAGUUCUAUGAGUACGGACCGGACCGAUCGAUCCUCAGCCAGAACAACCUGGUGGGAGUGGCUGUGACCAAGAACAAGAUCUACAUGAAGUUCCUGUAAGCCGUGAAGAGUGAAGAGCGAAGAGCGAAGAGCUCUGUAGAAGGAAAAGCCUUUGGAACUGCA